CGCUCGCCCACAGGUGUGGACUCGGGUUAGUUCAGACCCUGGACCUGGGCAGGCUGGUAGUUGGGCGCCAUUCUCCGCCCGGCGCGGACUUAGGAGUUGGCCCGAGACGCCCGGGAGCCGCAGGCGAAGGGGUGUCCGCGGGGCGCCGAGCACCAGCACAGUCCGGAGGAUGCGUGCCCUGCCAGCCUCGGACGCGUCCCAGAAUGAGCGGAGGCGGACCGGGGUCCCCGAGGCCCCCCGGGCGCGGGACGCGGCGGUGCCCCCACGCAAGAGCGCGGUGGAGAGGCUGGCGGCCGACCGCGCCAAGUACGUACGGGGCCCGCCCGGAGGCGGCCCGGGCCCUGCUCCCGAGGGAAGCAGUACCAGGACGAGCGAAGGGCCUGCGGGCGACCCUCGGCCCCCGGCCCGCGUCCCCGGUGCCGUGGCGCGCAGGGCCAUUGCGCGGAAGCCUCUGAGGCCUGACUCGCUGGUCAUCUACCGGCAGAAAUGCGACUUCGUCCGGGGACAGGGCGCCCACAGCUCCAUGGGGGGCCUGGUGAGGAAGCUCUUCCAGGGGCCGGGCAGGGACAAGACGCCGCUGCCUCCGGAGACGACCCGCGUGGGAGGGGAGGUCAGGGCCGGGCCCGAGGGGGCUGUCCAGCCCGAGCCCGGCUCCACGGCGGCCUCCGCAGCCCCCGGCGUUCCCUCGCCCCCGGCGUCCCCCGCGCCCUCUGGGACGCCCAGCAGAGUCCGGGCUGCGCCCCGGGGCCCGGAGCUGCGCGGGGCCAGGCGCGGGGGGCUGCAGCGCUCGCAGUCGGACCUCAGCUCCCGCUGCUCCGCGUCCUUGGCGGAAUUUGACACCUUCUUCCAGUUCUGCGGCCUGGAGCCCGAGGUGGUGGAGGCGCUCGGGAGGGAGAACUUCUCGGCGGGGUCGGACCGCGUCACCCUCAAGGUUCGAAGCGUGAGCGUCGCCACCUCAGACAGCGGCUUCUCCCGGCACAGCGGCGGCGAAGAGGGGCUACAGGAGGAGGAGCUGACCGAGCAGGUGCCCAGUACCACGUCGGUCGUCGACAGGAACGCCCGCAUCAUCAAGUGGCUGUACACCUGUAAGAAAGCCCGGGAGACGCCCGGCCAGGGGCUGCAGGGCCCGGCGUGACAGCUCGCGCUCUGGGGAGACUUGGACCCAAGGACGCAAGGCUUCCCGACUCUGGGGGCUCCUUGAAGUAUGUCAUGGAUGACUGGGGACCCAGGGCCAUCCUCACUGCCACAGGAUUUGUCCAAUGCACCCAGGUGGCCACGUGAUUGCUGUUUUCUCAGGAGUAAAGCAUCCCAUUGAAGAAGCUUACAUAAUUCAGAAGGUUUGAAAUGCUAUGGAGAAGAAGGGAACCUGGAACUUGGAAAUCAGCUGAGCUGUAGCUGUGAAGACACAGCUGAAGCUCUGGGAAAUAUUUUCUUGCUUGAGGUAGACCUAUCCUUGCUUCCAGAGGGCAGCAGAGGAGGGGAAAACUGCUUGGAAAUAUUUUCAGGGGCAUCUUUUUGCCUUGCUUGUUGACAAAGAGGUACCAUGAUGAAUUUUAAUGAUAUCUAAAUUGAUUUUAAAAAGAAAAAAAGGCAAAGAGUAUGAAAACCAAGCAUGAAUAUUGUAGUAUUUACUGCCUUCAAUCAGAUUGGACUGUUUGGCACCAAUUAAAUCAAAAUUCUGUGAUCAUGAGAAGGUACAUUCUACUUAAACACUGUGGCUAACCAAGAGCAAACCCACACUCACAUACUCACACUUACACCUCCAUUUUAUGAGCAUCACGGCCACUUAAUCUGCAAAAAGCACUUUUAAAAUAAGUUGAGGACUACAAGGUCAUUUUAGUGAUGCCACUCCUAUUGGGUUACAGACAUGUGGAUGUGCCAUUAAAAGAGAAGUUAGAGUUGAUACCACUAAAACCCCUGGUUUUGAUGGCUGGCAGGAGAAUUGAGAACUUCCUUUCCUCACAUCCACAGCAACCUUCCUCCUUUGCACCAUGUAGAGCAUGCCUCCACGGGGCUCUGGUUCCCAACUGUCCAAAGCAGAGAGCCAUGGAUUACGUGGAACACACCAUGCCCAUAUGCCUAAUUCCCACCUCCAUGGAUCACACACAUCCCAGAUAUGGCGCCAGCUUACCUUCUCUGCAAGGGAUGUGUUUGAGACCAGGGGCAGGCUCUGGGCUGCUGGCAGACUCCAGGAUCAGAAUGCUGUCAGUAGGGAAUUACUGUGACCCUAACCCAUUCCUGACAGCCAGGCUGCAUAUAUUUUAUAUUUAGAGGCUUUGGAGAUAAAUUUUAUAUCAAUGAUGACAACCCAAAGAAAAUUUGUAACCCAGUUGACUCUUUUGAAGGUUAUUGUGUUUUAACAAAAUCUGUCUCUUCAGGAACAAGUUAUGGAGAACAAUAUGGAGGGGAGAAAAAUGGGCUUCUCAAUGGUAGAACAUUUUAUAAACCAAUACAUUUUGAUAUGUUCAUGUACUUGUUUAAUAUUGUGUUCUAAUUUUGUAACUUUUACUGUGAGAGUUUGUCUUAGAGCUACUUACUAUUUAUUUUUACCAUUAUUGGUCUCCAAAUAGUUUUCCUUAAUAUAUUAUGGUUUUAAUUUUUAUCGUACAGCUUUAAAUGAUUUUCUCCUUGGUAUUGUUUUUGUGUAUGUUGUUUCAUUCAAUAUUCAACUUCUGACUGUAAACAGAGUACUCACUACUCUAUAAAGUACUCAGUACUGUAGUGAUAUGUUUUCAGAUAAAUCCCACAUAUGCAUUUUUGGAGGCUCUGUUGGCCCAUGGAUGUAUCUUUCUCAUUGUAGACUAUUUAAAGACAACAGUUCCAUGCUUUAAGAAUUUUCUCUCAACUGUUCCUCUAAAAAGCCUGCUACUUUGCUGUUGAAUGGAUUGUGGUUUAAAAAGAUAAUGUCAAAGAUGAGAGGAGGUUUUUUUAAAAGGCUCUUUACAUAUGCUCAGCUCCCUUAUUUGCAGAUGUUUCAUUAAUUGUACAUGUCAGUGCUUCAAGUAAAACUGUUCUGUGCCUUUCUUCUGUCAGAA
Messenger RNA from Acinonyx jubatus (cheetah), 3035 nucleotides. It is a transcript of the gene FAM110C, whose product is annotated as family with sequence similarity 110 member C. Gene Ontology annotation, cellular component: cell cortex. Gene Ontology annotation, molecular function: alpha-tubulin binding. The transcript has 2 exons. The record is from RefSeq and is a predicted model, not a curated record. Lineage: Eukaryota; Metazoa; Chordata; Mammalia; Carnivora; Felidae. Gene Ontology annotation, biological process: regulation of cell projection assembly; positive regulation of cell migration. The coding region runs from base 170 to 1135 and encodes 321 amino acids.